AUGAAUAUGGAACAUAUAUCGGUGUCACAACCUUACAUCCGUGACAUUCAACGACAAGUUUUGAGAACAGAGGCCGCCUUACGCCACAAGAAGCGUGAAAACUCUCUAUUGGCACUCCAUAUUCAACAAAUCGAUUCAAAAUGGGAGUUACACAAGGCUGAGAUGAGCUUGAAGGAGAAAACAUGGCAAGGCGAAUUCACCUCUAUUCAAAUGAGCUUAGCUACAACCCGACAAAGAAUGACAAGCGAAAUCAUUCACUUCCCACAAUACCCUAGGCGACGACACGACAAUGGAAAAAUGGAUCUUACAAUUAGACAGAUACUUGAUCUGCAAGAAAGCGAUUUCAGUUUUCGCAUGCACACUAUACAUAAUUUUAAAAAGUGUCAAAAACAAGAGCUUAGAAAGUUGAAGGGUCGUUUCAAGUCAUGGAAAAAGGAGUUUAAAGCUCGAUUACAAGAUAUAAAGAAAACAAUUAACAGACUUGAUGAUGCUCGUAUGACAAAAAAAAAUCACAAAAGAUGUUGGGUGGCUUAG
This is a messenger RNA of Lactuca saligna, 534 nucleotides long. Lineage: Eukaryota; Viridiplantae; Streptophyta; Magnoliopsida; Asterales; Asteraceae. The record is from the annotation of a GenBank genome assembly.